Messenger RNA from Malurus melanocephalus (red-backed fairy wren), 1240 nucleotides. RefSeq names its product spidroin-2-like. NCBI's taxonomy places the organism in Eukaryota, Metazoa, Chordata, Aves, Passeriformes, Maluridae. The transcript is spliced from 3 exons. The record is from RefSeq and is a predicted model, not a curated record. The coding region runs from base 1 to 456 and encodes 151 amino acids.
AUGAAUCUCUCUUACAAUUUAGGAAUGGUUAAGAGGAGAGAGGAGGAGGUAGAGCGAAAACCCGGCGAUGGGGGGCUGGCGGUCGGCCAGAUAAAACACGAGCAGCACGGCAGCCGGGGCAGCGGCAGAGCGCGCCGCCGCCUCACGUGUCCCGCACCGGCCCGGCCGCGCCGCCACCGCAGCUUUAAAGGGCCAGGCCGGGCCCCGGCGCUCGCCGCCCGCACUCGCCCGCCAACAAAGGCCGGGCCGGGCCGGGCCGCUCCGCUCCGGGACGCGCCCGCCGGGCUCGGUCCCAUGUCGGCCCCGGGCAGCGCGGGUCCCUCGCCGGCGGUGCGGCCGCCGGGCAGGCGCUGCCAUCGCGGUGCGGGCUCGGCGCCUCGGGAGACGGCCGCCGCCGGGAAUGUGCUGCCUCUAGGGAUACAAGAGAGAGGGGAAGAGCAGACACAGGAACCUUGAGUGCACCAAUCAGAUGGGCCAGAGCAUCAUGGGUGGGUCUUCCACUAUUUUCAUCCAGCUGAUGGGACCAACAGUGGCUGUUGCUUCAUAAUCAGCAACCUGGAGAUGGCUCUGAGAAUGCUUUAGGGAGGCAUGACUGUGACUGACAAAAAAGACCCAGAAAAGAACAUUAAGUCUCACUCUCAGGCCUUGUCUCCACUGGGGAAUUUCUUCCCUCCUCCAAAUUCCCACCAUUGCCAAUAUGAAUGCAGCUGCACAAUUGUUAGACAUGUUGGGAGGCAUAAUAUAUGAGUUUUCAUCUAGUCAGCCAUUUGCAGCACUGUGUCAAUUAACCCUCCUCAGAGCAGGGUUAACUGAUAUAGUGCUGAAAACGGCUGCUGGAACUGAAAGCUGUCUAUACUACGGUUCCCAUUGUUGCUAACUCUGCUGCAGCUGCAGUGGAAUCAGCCCACGUGGGAUUAUUUGGUAACAAUUCUCCAACCUAAAAACUGCUUCAAAAUGCAACACAGCCACCUUAUGGGCCAGAACACACUUCUGCUGCACCUCAACAGCUAUGCACCCRGGCUGUCACCAUUCAUAAUAGGAUUUCUUUCAGACCAGAAGGUAUUUUUUGCAUUUCUGUGUGAAAUACCCAGUACUUCAUCUCAGCAAACUGGUGGUCCUGUCACCCCCAUAGAAUUGCUUCUGCUCAUUAGUUCUUACUAACUCUGGACUUGAAGAUGUGUGUUGGAAGGGCCAAUUUUCUGUUAUUGUCUUUUCAUUAUAUUCAGUAAUUCAAAAUAAA